CAAAAUGCUAUCGACGUCAGUUCACAGAAAGCCGUUGCGAUGGAGGCGCUGGAGCAGUUCAAGAACGAGCGCAUCGAGUAUGUGCACGCCGUCGUCGAGCACGCGGAGAAGUGCACUCGGUGGUUGAGCGACUUCGAAACCUAUGUUGACAACGCGCGGCAGGAGCGCGUAGAGCAGUACUACACUCGGAUUGUAUGGCGUUUCCGGGAGCUAGGAUAUGAGGAUCAAGACAUUCAUGUCAUGCGAUCUAGGCCAGAGUCUAUGCGUGAUCGCGAUGUGACUGAACGAGUCUGGAAGCGCACCAGGCCUGUGCUCCAACCAUACAUCGAUAUCGCACGGUGCAAGCGACUCGACAAGAGCGAAGCAACAAUCAUCGAGUCUCGGAAGGCCCUGGUCAAUCGCGUGUAUGACAAGUACAAACGAACUCUUCGGCCAAUGGAAUCCGUUUAUGGGCCACCCUACGAGCUCAUUCACGCCAUCCCAGCGUUCCGCUCGCUGAUCUAUACAAGUCUUGAUGUCCCGCUCCAGGAGGCGGCGUGCGAUGAGACUGCGCAGCGGCUGCCUGAGUACAUCGCUGCCUUCAAGGACAGGCUCAAGCGCCGCCUAACACGAUGCAUGCUUGGCGCGGGCGCAUCCACAACGCCGAGGCCCACAGACUCAGAGGGUCGUUUGGGGUUAGCCAUCUCGGUAUUCGUCUUGAAAACGAUGAACAAGUGGCACAACCACGUGUGCUUCGGCCUGAAAGACGUCGCCGUGCAUCUGGCUACCUAUCCGCAUGUAAGCCCGUACCCAUAUGACACGGCGUUCUGGGUUGCGAUGUCCGAAUCCGAGGGAAUGGAGUCUGGCGACACCAUCCUGUAUCAUUCCAGGCCCGGGUCCACAGUGGUCGAGUGCUUGUUAUCGAAAGUCGGCCUUGACCCCAACAUCGCGCGGCCGGAAGACUUGGAUCGACUUGACAGGCGCUUCCUCUGUGAACGCUGUUCAUACUCAAAUUGGUCCCCGCGGAUGCCUCUGGAUUUAGCAUACACCUGGCGAAACGCUGCCACGCAUGGUAUACGGAUACACACACAAGGCAAUGAGAGACCAGCUUGGAGAGUAUUGGACGGGGAAGAGCACAUUGUUGUACGCCGUGCAGAACAAUUCAAUGGUCAAAACCGGGAUCAGUUAUGGAGUUGCAACCAUUGUCCCGUUCACAGAGGCUAUCCGAGGUCUCGCCAAGCUAUCCUGAGGCAUGCGCGAUCGGACCACCACAUUGCUGAGCCCCAAGAAGACAUCGACUUCUUCGAUACAUAUCCGGAAGCCCGUUACGGCGGCUCAACCGUAUCGUUGUCGCAAUCUUUCGCAGACGCUGCCAAUGCCAUGCCCGUCUGUAUACUACCUGCCCUUGCUGGUUGAGAGCACAGGUCAUGGGUCUGGUCUUCGCAUACUGUACUAUCCCACGGCGUCCUUCCCUCGCGUUGCAAUUCAACUUACCAAGUCUGAACGGG
Molecule: messenger RNA, 1487 nt
Organism: Fomitopsis serialis
Lineage: Eukaryota; Fungi; Basidiomycota; Agaricomycetes; Polyporales; Fomitopsidaceae
Exons: 6
Coding region: 40-1395 (451 amino acids)
Source: RefSeq, a predicted model, not a curated record